Molecule: messenger RNA, 846 nt
Organism: Brenthis ino (lesser marbled fritillary)
Lineage: Eukaryota; Metazoa; Arthropoda; Insecta; Lepidoptera; Nymphalidae
Source: the annotation of a GenBank genome assembly
AUGAGUGAAAGCGUAGGCUGCGGCAGCACGACCGAAGACGAGACGGAGACGGUGCAUGUUGGCGUCUCUAGCUCAACUAUAAAUGAUGUGCAAUUUGCUUCUAAUAUUGAUAUGAGAUACGGCGGUCAAUACCUUACUCCAGAACAGCUGCCAGAGUUUUGCAACCAGCUUCAUCAUUUGGUGGAAGUGAUUAGAAACAUACAAUCAUAUGCUAAAGUCACUGGGGAAUACCCGAGAGAACUAGAACGUCGUUUAGACAGGGAAGCUCGUGAAGUAGCCGCUCUCGUAGCGGAAGCGCGGCACGCGCGCGAGGCGGCGUCGCGGGCGCGGCUGCAGCGGCGCGCGCUGCGGGCGGAGCGCGCGCGGGUGCUCCUGGACCUCGCCAAGUUGAGGGAUACCGAAAUACGUGAACUCGAAAGCUCGGUGCGUGCGUUGGACCGUAAACUUUACAAAAGCUGGGAAGCUCUACGCGACAGGAACGACCUGGCAGCCUUUGAGCCGUUGCUUGAAGAAGUUAGAAACAAGCAAGCUGCCUUAGAAUGUCUGAUCCGUCUGAUAGAGAAUCGUAAAGCGUGUAUCGGGCGCGCGCCCGCGCCGGCGCCUCACGCACUGCCGAUGUCCACGAAAGAAGGUGGCAUCCAUAAGCGACAGGACUCGCGCCGCGCCAGCAAGCGCCGCAGGAAGGAGGCGGCGCGCGAGCCGCGCUCCGUGCCCUUGUCGCUAGAAGCCAGCCAUCACAACCCGCAACAGGUGACACUGUACAUACAAGGGUCGGGCGCCGCCGUCGGCCCCCUCGAGCUGCCCUCGCGCCCGAGUGUACGCGAUAUAUUGUUUUUCAGUAUCGAU